GGACUCCAGAGAAGAACGGAGAGCUCCCCGGAAGUCAGAAGGACCAGGCCCUAGUAGCCGAUUUGUCGACGGCAUCGAUAAGAGGCGGGAUCCGCGGGCUGUUCAAAACGGAGGCCGGAAACGGAGAGGAGUGGGGAGCGUGGAGCGUUGGGGGAUGGGGGUGGGAGGCCGUAGCCAUGGCGACGAAGAAGUUGGCCAGGUGAGGCCUACAACAGGCGCUGCAUCCUUCUUUUCCUCCAUUUCCCUAGUGGGCUCUCGGAUUGAUUGAUUGAUUGAUUGAUUUUUUAAUUUAAUUUAAUUUAAUUUAAUUUAUACACUGCCUUUUUAUCCAAGGAGCUCUAGGUAGCGCACGUGCCCCCCCCCCCCCCUUUAUUCAUUUAAUCCACCCAACAACCCUGUGAGGUUGGUUAGGUUCAGAGGCAGUAACUGGCCCAAAGUCACCCAGGGAGCUCCGUGGCUGAGUGAGGAUUCUAACCCUGCUCUCUCAGGCCCUAGUCUGGUGCUCUAACCACUGCACCACCCUGGUUAACAAGCCCUGUGGGUUUCUUUUCCCUUGGGAAAGUUUGGAUGUUUAAAUUAAGGGGGUGGAGGGAGCUGGUGAGAAGAAAAGAUGCUGCCAGAUGUCUGCAACAAGCUCCCAUUUCCCCCCUGUUCUCUCCCUCUUUAUCCCAUUUUUUUGAGCUUUGUGUAAAUAGGUUGCAGGUUGGGCCGCUUGCAUUUCAUUACCAGUUGUCCCAACUGUUCUCCACACUUUUUCUCAAGGGAUUCGGGAGCCUCAGGCCUGAAUCUCGAUCACUUGGAUACCCCCCAAAAUAUUGUUCUGCUAUUGAGAGAUGAAUUCUUUCAGUAUGUGUUUGAAUUUUUAUUUUUGUAGGCAGCUUGGCAUUAUUAGAAGAAUUUCUAAAACAUCGCCCGGUGGCCAGAAUCAUGGCAAACCCAAACUAAGUGAGUACUGUGUCUGAAUUGCAAAGCAAAAAUUGCUGUUUAUACUCUCGCAAAUAACGCAAUCCUCACUUGAUUUUGUAGGGCAAUUGUUUGACUACUUAAUAAUUAUUGAUUUUGAGUCUACGUGCUGGAAAGAAGGCAGAAAAUGUUACACUCAAGAAAUCAGUAAGUGGAGAUUUAGUAAUAUUGUUUGAGAACUGCUUCUGUGUGAUUGGUAAAUUAAUAAUGGAGCUAUCAAAACAUUGCUCAUGCAGUUUAUUUGUGUAUAAUUCCCAACCUACCUAUCCCAAACUACAUGUAAAAUAUUCAUAUUUUGAUACUUAAGUUACAUGAAUGACUGGAGGUGGGUGCUGGAACAUAACAGCCCCUGGUAUUUGGGGCACACCUCUUACUGUAAGAAGUUUUCAACCUUUUUGAGUCUAUGGCUCCCUUGACCAACUACAUCCUUUCUGUGGCACUGUUGUAGGGCUCAGGAACCCAGUUAUGUCACCCCUUGCCUGCAGAGCUGGCAGCCUUUCACCUUUUUCAAACACCCUCCCUUGUGGAAUGUUCCCUCAGCCUCCUCUCCCCUCUCCUCGCCUUGGGAGUCCUUCAGAUAGCUGCUGCUGCCACCCCUGGUCUCUGAGCUGCCCCCCCCACCCCAAAGAGAGGUGUCUCCUCACACUGCCCCAUAGGGGCAUGGGAAGUACCCCCUGGUCAGCUCCAGAGGUACCAUUUACCUGGGGAGCCUGUAGCCAGGGCUGUGCUGCAACAAACAGGUGUGCAAGCAUUUUGGGAGUCAGAGACGUUAAGAGGGCAUCAGAAGAGGGAGGGAAGGAAAGAGGGACAGAGGCCAGUGUUGCCCACGGCACCCCUGACCAUCGUUCAAGGCACCCCAAGGUACUAUACAACACUGGUUGAAAACCACUGCCUUAGAUGUAGCAGCUCAUGCAAAGAAGUCUCUGGCCAUUGCUGCUAUUGGCCACAAUUCAAAGCUUUAUGAGUGAGACUUCUUUGAACAUGAAGGAUUCAGCAUGACCUAUGCUCCGGCUUCCCCAAACCCUAUAGUACUGGGAAAUGUGACCCAUGCACCCCAGUUGAAUGCACAGCACUUUCUUGAGAGAACAAGGCAGCUUGUGAUUGGUUAAACUCUUUGCUUAUAAAUUAGAGUUUAUUGGAUUGGGGUUACUAAAGAACCAAGAGCAUGGAGCUUAGGAGAAGAUGUCUUCAGUGUAUUGACGAUUCCUCAUCCAAGGAUUUAAUACACACUUUGAAAAGGAGAGGGAACAAGAUGGAACCUUGUGGGAUUCCACUAGGAAGGUCCAAAUGAGAAAAGGACGAUGUAUUUUUGUCCAACAAGUGGAAUUUAAAUGGUACCAAACACUACCAUGCUGUGUGUGUGUGUUUUUAAAAAAAUAAACAUAUUUUUAUUGAAUUCCAAUAUAUAAAAAUUACAAAAAAGAGAAGAAGAUACAAAAACAAAACCCCACUCACCUCUCGCUCCAGGACAGAUCAAUCUAGUUAAGUUUGUCAAAGUCCAAUCUGUGAUUUCGGUGGUUGUCAUUCUGUUAAGAAAACUCACCCUUCUUAAACUAGCCAAAACGCAGUAGCUUAGGGAUUGAUUGAUUGAUUGAUUGAUUGAUCAAUUGAUCAAAACAUCUUGGCUUAUAAGCAUUCCUAGGAGCAAAUAGAUGAGCUUGUCUUAAAAAAUAUGAAUUGAUUUUUCAGUGGUAUUAAAACAUGCUGAAAUGUUUAGCUUGUUUAAACCUGGGGCACGGUUGCAAUUAAUUGCAUUUUUAUCUCUUCCUCUCUCAAAGGAGCUUAGAAAGAUUUAUAUAAUCCCCUCUCUCUUUUAUACUCACAACAAUCCUGUGAGGUAGGUUAGGGUAAGGAAAUCUAACUGAACCAAUGUAUUUUAUGACUGGGGGGCGGGGGGGCCUUAAACCUUUGACCCAGCACUCUUCAACUCCAUCUGUAAAACUGCAUUUUUAAGAAUGCUAUUUCUUUAAAAUAAACCUGAUUUGGAAUGAAAAUGUACUUUCUUUAGUUGAAUUUCCAGCAGUUCUAUUAAACACCUUGAAUGGAGAGAUUGAAUCUGAAUUCCACAUGUACGUGCAGCCUCAGGAACAUCCCAUUCUCUCUGAAUUUUGCACUGAGCUAACUGGCAUAAAGCAGGUACAAUUUUAUUGUUUCAUGUUGCAGUCAAUUUGCAAGCUAAGCUCAUAGUUUCUAGUUGGUUUUGAAACCAUUGAGGUGUUGUUGACCCUGUUUCACUAUGCCUGACAAUGAAUUGUGUUAAGGCUGAGUGUAAAGCAACACUUGGAUACUGUCAAAAAUACUAAAUGUAUCUUGUUCUCUUCUAUUAAGAACCAAGUUGAUGAAGGCGUCCCUCUUCAUAUAUGCCUGUCUCAGUUUUCUAAAUGGAUUCAAAAAAUGCAGAAGGAAAAAAACAUUGUUUUCAGUUCAGGUCAUUCUUCGGAAGGGAAAUUAUGUGCUUUUGUUACAUGGUCAGGUAAUUCAUAGUACCUUUAUAAAUAUCUGAUUUCUUACACUGAAAGUGGUUUGAAGUGAUUUGACCCUCUUGACUUUGCUUUUCCACUUCCUUUUUAAAAAUCUUUCAAGGCUGUAUUUGCAACAUGUGCUAGAAACUGGUUUAAGAAAGCAAAAGAAAAAUGAGGUUUUUAUUGGAUAAAAUACACACAAAACUGAGUUGGGAGGUGCAAUGCACAGUUGUGGAUUGCGUACUCCUCAGCAGUUAUGUGUGCAUUUCACGAUCACACCAUAGAGCGGACUUAGUCCCUAGGUAUCUUUUCCUACUUUAAUUCCUCAUGUUUCUAGCCCGGCGAGGAAUGGCUGUCUGAUAAGACACAGUUACUAAUCCACACGGAAGAAAGCUAGAAACAAUAACAAAGCAUAAAACAUGAAAGGUUUAUGACAGUUUGUUUGUUCUACAGACUGGGACCUGGGUGUGUGUUUGCAAUACGAGUGUAAAAGAAAGCAGCUGAGAAAACCAGAUGUUUUAAACUCCUGGAUUGAUCUCCGGGCAACUUACAAGGUGAGAUCAGACUGUGCAUGUGUAAUAUUCAUGAAAGGAAUGCGGAAAUGGCCAAUUUUGCUAGCUGAGAGCUGCUUAUUGUUUGGAUUGCCGUGGUCAUGGUGUAACUGGCAGCCUGUCUACAUCUCCGCAAGCUAGAUCAUUGGCCAGAUGAAAUAAACUUUUGCUGCAUUUCUACAUUGCUUAUAAUACUGUCAUGUUAGUUCAAACCUCCCAUCUGUUUUACUCCUUUCCAUCUCUCUUCUUUUCUUUUAUUAAGUGUUUUCCUUCGCUGGUGACAUAAAGAUCACAUGUUUACAUAGCCCUCCUAGGUAUAUGACCCAUCUCUGGUCCUGUCUGUAUUAUUUAUUUAUUAUAUUAUCCAUAUCCCACCUUUAAGGAAGUAAAGUAAAGAAAUACAUGGGGGGGGGAUAAAAUAAUUUAAUAAGGUUGCAAUAAGAACACAGGAGGAGCUGUGAUCGGAACAGUGGCCCAUGUUGUCUAGCAUUCCAUUCCCAGCAGCCAACCAGAUGCCUGAAAAGCAUAACAAGUCACAAGGCUGCCUUCCAUAGUGCAUUCACUGUGCGCAGGGAGGGGGGAACAGUCUGAGGUCACUUGAGGUCAUCAUUGCCUAUCUCCUUUGGUCUCCUAUUCCUUGUCAUAGGGCCUUUGGUGGUAGACAGCCCUGUGAGUAAGAUGGGACAGUGAUUUAUUUAUUUUUUUGGAGGAAGGAUAUCAUCUAUGUAGUAUAAUAGAUAGAUAGAUAGAUAGAUAGAUAGAUAGAAAAUUUAGUACGGUCGGAGACCAGCUUAUAAAACACACUUGGGGGUACAAUCCCAGAAGGAAAACAAACAUUUAAAACAAUGUACAACAAUAAACCAUCCCCUGACCCAAACUAGUUUGUUAAGAAAAUCCCCAAACUCAGUUCCAUAGGUGACUCUGGGUCAUCUCUCUGCAGUAGCUUAUCUUAAAGUUGUAAGUGUCUAUAUGCUUAUUGCAUUUAUAAAUGUAGUAUAUUUAUUAUUUUAAAAAUGAUAGAUAUCACUUAAUACAGAUUCAUUUUAUGAUUGCUUAUGAAUAUUUAGUAAUCAGAGCACUGAUGGGAGUGUUUUCAGUUCUUUGACUUGCUAAAGCAGGUAUGGGGAACCUUUGGCCCUCUAAAUGUUGUGGAACUUCUAACUUCCAUCAGCCCCAGCAAGCAUGGCCAAUCGUCAGGGAUUAUGGGAGGUGUAGUUCAGCAAUGUUUAGAGGGCCACAGGCUUCCCACACCAGUGCUAAAGAAAGGCGUAUAUGAAGAACUAAAUUUUGUGCUGUGCCUAUGAGCACCUGCCAUGAUUUGAGCUGAGCAGAGCACAGCAGCUAAUGUCUUUACCUUUAUUUCCUCUUAGCUCUUUUACUGUCGGAAGCCACGUGGGCUAAACGGUGCUUUGCAGGAUGUGGGGAUCAUAUUUGCAGGACGGGAGCAUUCUGGUGAGUGAAUUUUUAAGUGUGUAUGUAUGGAAAUAUUUCUAGUUAUCAGUAGCAAGUUCUUAGGCAUGUUCCAAGCUCUGCCGAAACUGAGACAAACUCCAUGGAAUAUAACCCAAACUGUUCAAUAAUGACAUGCUCUAAAACCAAGAAUGCUGGUUUUUCUUAUCCUUUUAAAUGAGUUUUAUUCCACUUUUGUUUCACCCUUUCAAAAAGUUCAGGACAAUUUAUUAAAUUAUUUGAAAAAAGUUCAGGGCAAUAAUUUGGAAAAGUGAAAAAUAUUUAUUGCAUAUUUCCAAAGCAUUGUGUACAAUAUCAUACAUUAGCAGAAUUUUGAAAAACACUUGUAAUAUGAUGAAUAAUGUAUAAAACUAGAAAUUAUUGUGAAUUUAAGAUAUUAUGGAUGUGCACGAACAAAUGUAAAACAAAAGAACCAAGAAGGGGAGUGGAGGGAAGUCAAGGGAUUUUAGAAAUCCCAUGUUUGGAAGUUGUUAUGGAUUGUAGACAUAGUAUAGUUAUUUUUAUGUGAUUUUUGCUACUGUAAAAAUUAAUAAAAUAGUAUUAAACACACACACACACACACACACACACACACACACACACACACAAAGUUCAGGACAGUACCUACUGUUCCCUACCUCCUUCUGUUUUUAUCCUUGCAGCAACCCGGUGGGGUGGGCUGGACCGGACUGGGAGGCAGAGUGACUCAGUCACUUAGUGCACUUCAGGACCAAGCAGGGAGUGGAACUUGAUUGUCCCUGGACUUACUACCUGCCAUGUGUAGAUCACCAAAUUUUAUACUUAUACUAGGGUCUUCUUAUACAAGGGUGCUUUGUGCAUAGCUGUAUCCCUACAGGUUCUUUUGUUAAGCAAUGAGAAAGGGUUGUGUGAAUACAGAAUAGUUAACGUGCCUGACUUGGUCAACAACAGCACCAUAUCUCUUUUUCCCAAGGGCUGGAUGAUUCCCGGAAUACUGCCCGCCUUGCAUGGAAGAUGAUCUGCGAUGGGUGUGUGAUGAAAAUCACUAAAUCUUUGGAUAAGGUCAGUGGCUUUUCUUCUUGACAUAUGUGCCAAGAAGACAGUAAGAGUUUGCUGAAACGACUUUGAACUUGAUCUUCUUCCUGGAGGAUUCCGAGGCACAUUUUCUCACUUGGCUGUUGACAUCUCUUUCCUGCGGUUCCCACAAUAUCUUAUUUGUUUAUGGAUUCUUUAGGCACCUCCUGUGAAGAAUUCCAUUGCCAGAUUUUUGUCUCCGAAACCUACUGAAGGAAGUCCUUUGGGAAGCAAUGAUGGUGCAGGAAUGUCAUGUCUGGAUGAGAGCAAAAAUGCUGGAGUUACCACAGGAAUUAAAAACAACAAGGAAAACCAACAGCAAGAGUUCAGUCCUGUUCAUCUGCAUAGAAACGCCCAUGUUCUGUCGAGAAAUGCCCCAAAGACUGAUGGAUAUAGUAGUGUCCAAAGCUGCUUGAUUGAAAGGCUCAAUUCCCCUCUUGGCUCUUUUCAGCCUUCGCAUAACUCUUUGGGCAUCCAGAGUGGGCUAAAUAACAGGCACCCAAUUUCUAAUUCUUCAGUGCAUAAUCCAGGACUGGUUUUAGUCUCAACCACUCUUUCCUCCGUCAGUAUUUCAGAUAUAGACAUAAGUACCACUCCAGAUUGUUUAUCAGCGCUGGCCAACUGGGAGGAUGUAGCUUUAAUACCAGCAUCGCAAGAUGAUGAAAGUUUGGGAUGUUUGCAGCAGGAGGAUGACCCGAACCAUAAGAGUUCAUUAACCGUUGAAGAGAAGAUGGAUCUGAAUGAGUCGCACACGAUGAACUUGGGAUCUAAAAGUGUUGCGGAUGCUACUCUGAAUCUGGAACUCCCAAGUCUGUUGUGUACAAAAGCCCCAGCACUACGAUUUAUAACAUUAGCAUAGCCCCAAAUAAGUUCUCAGAUACUUCUGCGUUUAAGCUUCCCACUGCAAAAGCAAGUGCUGCUUCCAUUGAUGUGUCAAAUGGAACCCCUUUCAGAUUGUCAUCUGAAGCACACAAAAGGAAGCCUUCCAGUCCAAAAUCAGUUCCUCCAGCAAAGAAACCACCCUUUAUAGUUUAUGAAGACAAAGGCGCAACGCCUAGUACCUCCCAGUUAGUCAGGAGGCUCGGUUCCUACCGCGUCCCUUCCGGCAUCUUAAACUCCUCAGUCAACUUAAACCAGCCUUUAAAGGCUGCAGAGACUGGGAGAGUGACCCUCCUUUGUGCAGAUGCGGUCGAAGGGCCAGAAGGCUAAAUGUUUCGAAUGGUGGUCCGAAUCAUGGCAAAGCAUUCUAUAGCUGCCCAGUUGGAAAGCAGGCGGGCAAUAGAAAGGGCUGCGGUUAUUUCAUAUGGGAGCAUACUCUUCAAAAGGAGAAGCUCACACUCCCUACCUCCAGUGCUCUGGGGCUGCCAUGUCCUGGACGCAGUUUCAGUUCAUCAGGAAAUUCUGAAAAGAAGACCCUCGUUCUCCGACCCUCUAUGCGAACCUAGCCAAGGACUACAUCCUUGACGUCCUCCUUCAUGGAGAAAAAUGUCUUACACCAUCACAAAUGUAAGAGGCUAUUAGCUUUGUUUCCCCAUCUUAGAAUAUUCUUCCAAAUCGUGCUGCAAAUGGGCUGUCUAUAAGCUUCUAAAGUGAAAAGUAAAAGGAUGGGCAUCCCUGAAAGGAUUUUGACAGUAUUGCUGAGGAUAAACCAAAUGAGGAUCAGUAGUUGGUCUUGCCUUUUAAAGUUAUCCUGCUGUUUCUAUAUUCUAGGCUUAUCACAGAUUAUGUCUCCGUUACUAGAUAACUGCAAACACAUGCAUGCUCCAUGAGAAUCGGUAGCAUAGGCUUUUGAACACUUGCUUUUAAAAAGAAAUAGUGCAUAAAGAAGGUAUCAUGGUUUUAAGUUUUAUAUACAUACUGAUUUUUUUAUUAGUGAAGUACAAUAAAAGUGUGGCUUGGAAUUCUGGAGGUUGACUUCCUUCCAGUAUAGCAGCUUAAAUUUCACAGUAAAACUGAAGCACUUUUCUUAUCUAGAUGCUGUAUUUCUGUCAAAACAUGUUUUGUUUACUUUGGGGCAUUACCACCAUACUUGAGGCUGGUACGCAGCCUAUGGAAAAAGUCAGAAGUUUAUAUCAAAGACAGAAGCUAACAUAAACCCACAUCAAUCAGAAAGUAAAGAGGUAGAAGUUCUACAACAAAUUAAGCAAGCUCAGCACAUUAAAUGGAAUGAAGUUGUUGCAUAGCAUGGCAGGAGAGUUCCGUGACUUUCUUCUUGAAUGCAUGAGAAAACUGGCAAUGAUUUGAAGAUGGUUGCCAAUAUCAUGAAAUACUGUGCCUAUAGUGCUUUCAGUGUCCCAGGAGAUAACCCAUAUUGGUCCGGGCUGGAAUUUUUUAGCUAACCAUUUUUUAUGAUCGGAAUUAAGUGAAAUAAAAUAUGAAAUAAAAACAAUUUUUUGUUUUAACAGUUUGGAUUUUGCCUGUUGAUAGCUUUUUGAUUUUGAUAGCUCUUUAAGCACUGUAGGGAAGUUACAUAUGCAGAAAUAUUAAUACUUAAAAGUCUGCUCAGUUGUUCUUAACUAUAAUCCUAGGAGCUUGCUUACACACGGAUGGGGGAGAGGAUAUUUAAGCACAGAUGUGGGCCUCCGGUUGUUGCAGAAACGAAAAAUAUUCCUGGUAUGAUCAGUCACUAUCACACGCUUCAGGCCCCACUGACGUUCAGUGUGUAUUGAAUUCUCCCAUUGACCUAAAUGGGAUUUAAAAGAAUUUAAUAUUGGCUGGAUUGUGUCCAGCUGAAUUAAAAGCCUUUUCUCCUGCUUCAAUGAUGCCGGCAUCAUUCAGCAUAGUACAUCGUUGGUGGGAGCUUUGGUGGGGAUGCUACUCUUGCAUGGUGACCACCGGAUCCCUUGUAGUUUAUAUCACCCUGAUGCACAAUAGAGACUGGACUUAUUUAGGUUGCGGCCAGGUUGUGUCUCUAGAAGGGCUUUCUAGCAGGGGUGCCUAAAGAAGCUUGCUGCCAGUAACUAUGUGGAAUGUUGAAAUGAGCAUGUGUCAACAGUGCUGUGAAGGUCCUUAUUUAUAACCCCAGACAGUUCACUUGCUUUGAGACAACUAUGGCCCCAUUGCAACAACUUUUACUCCCCUGAUUUUUUCGGUGGCCUGGGUGUGGAUACUUCCAUCAUCCUGUGUGUUGGAAGCUGUUGGGUCAACAGGAGAUCUGAACAGAUCAAGACCCUUCCAUUCUGUCUCUACAGGGGAGUGGGGAAAGGAACUGGCUAACAUGCUUGAUUACAUGUCUAGCUUGUUCUUGUAGCUCCCUGCAGAUUCAUGGUGAUUUUUUAAGCUUCUGAGCUUUGGAAUCAACUUUGUGUUGGCAUUUUCUCCAGAGUACAAUGUGUUCUUUUCUGCAUGCGACUCAGCAUCUGGAAUGAGAGUUACGCUUUGCUUUGCUCAACCUUGCAAGAUGCUUUUGGAUUUUAUAUAAAUGGGUGGAGGGAGAUGCUCAGCCACUGAUAUUCCCCAAAUGCCUGAUCCUGCACUGCUUGUAAUAUACCUCAAAGUCCUAGGGAGUGGGUAUGCGAGGGUUGGGGUUGGUGUUUUUUUUGCAGUGUGUGUGUGACAGCUGCAGCAUUGGGAUUUAAAUACAGAGGCUGGCAUGGCAUGAUCUUGCAACAUAAGGAACCAAUAUAAAACUCAGAACAGGCGCUGUGGAAGUAAACAGCUAAAUCUAAGCUUUCCCCACUCUGCCUUGCGCAAUUCGUUUCUUCUGAUUUUCCCACUGAUUGUCUUUGGCAGAUGUGGCACAAACUCCACCU
This is a messenger RNA of Podarcis lilfordi (Lilford's wall lizard), 10230 nucleotides long. The record is from the annotation of a GenBank genome assembly. NCBI's taxonomy places the organism in Eukaryota, Metazoa, Chordata, Lepidosauria, Squamata, Lacertidae.